UCCCGCCUUAACCCUAAAUUCUCCCGCCUCAACCCUAAAUUUUACCCCCUCUUAAAAAUCAUAGAAAUUCGCAAAUUAUUUCUUCCCCCAUUCUCCUCCCCUGUUCAAAGGCCAGAACCGCCAUCUCCGUCUUCCCAUCGUCACCUGCGCCCUCGCGCCCGCGCCCUCCCUCUCCUUCGACAUCGCCUCCCUAUUCGCCGUUCCUGUUCGCCGUCACGUCGUCCUCUUCGUCGUCCCUGUUGGCCGUCGCCCCUUCUCCUUCGACAUCUCCGUCGUCUUUAGGAGAUCAGUGUCACAUCUAACGGCCGAGAUCUCAUCUUCUAUUUCUUCGUCUGCAAGAAUUCCUCAUCCUCUCACCCGAAUCCCGAUUCUAGUUGUAGCGGGGCAAGUAAACAAAAGUAAAUAAAGCAAAAGCAAACUUUCCCCUCUCUCUGUUAUAAAUAUCUUCCCUCUCCUCUAUAAUUCUCUUCAAAAUUUUCUAACCUGAUCUCUUCUCAGUAAUUUCUCAUGGCAUCUAAUCAAGAGGAAGCCUCUUCUUCAGCCGAUCCGAAGGGGACGAAGAGAGAUUUUAGUACUGCGAUUUUGGAGAGGAAGAAGGCGGCGAAUCUUUUAGUGGUUGAUGAGGCUGUUAACGAUGACAAUUCUAUGGUUUCUCUAAAUCCUGAGACUAUGGAGAAGCUGCAGAUUUUUCGCGGAGAUACGAUACUGUUGAAGCAUUGCUCUAAUCCAUAUAGAAGAAUUGGCGAGCUCUACUCUCAGUGCUCCACCGUUGAGUACGCCCUAGAUCCCUCCGCUGUCGCCGCUAGCCUCCCGCAGUCGAAUGUGAUGGGGUCUUCUUUGGUGAAUCGGUUUCUGUUGCCUGCGUCAAAUUGUGAGUAUACACUGAAUGCUAGUUGUUGGAUGAGUUGCGCAGGUGUCGCUCUGAGCAUUGCAGCAGGAUUGCUGGGUUAUGAUGAGACGAGCGAGUAUGAGGACUACCCUAGAUAUGAUGGAGCGGAGAUGCCACAUUCUGAUGAUGAGGAAGAAGCUGAAGAAGGAGAAGAGGGCUUGAGUAAAUGUAUAGGGAAGGAGUUGAAGAAACUUCUGUAGUGUCAUAGCUAUUAUAAAUAAUUUAUGUAAAAGUUUGUAAACAAUUUAUGUAUCUCUCUACUAUUUUGGUGAA
Messenger RNA from Asparagus officinalis (garden asparagus), 1162 nucleotides. RefSeq lists its product as uncharacterized. Lineage: Eukaryota; Viridiplantae; Streptophyta; Magnoliopsida; Asparagales; Asparagaceae. The record is from RefSeq and is a predicted model, not a curated record. The coding region runs from base 508 to 1089 and encodes 193 amino acids. The transcript is spliced from 6 exons.